UGCACAUGCAAACGUCUGACAGUACAGCACUCUGUCUGCCCUGAACCUCUGGGAAAUACUGUUUCGCUUAUAUAUUUUCCCUUUCCUUCCUUUCUUCACGCAGAACACUGAGGUUCUGCACUGAGAUAAAGGCAGCUGAAGAAACAAUUCUAGUUAUCAGAGAGAAUUGCUUGCAGGGAAGUUUGAUUGCCUUGUUCAUUAGUCAUUGGAUUAAACUGGUUUACUUCAUCUACCACAGGGUUUUAAUUAAGGUACCAUACAGGAAAGAGAUUUGAACAGAACACAUUGCUGGAGGAGCUCCACAGAGUCAAGUUUUUCACCUCUCUGGUUGCUGUCAAAUUCACUUACAUCUUUUGGAGUUUACACCAUCCUGUACUGAACAGAUUGCCAAUGCUUACAAGGAACUGCUUGUUGUUGUUUCUUUGGUUCCUGUUUGACAAAGGUCUCUUGACACCCCUGCAGUCGCCACCACAUAGAAAACUGGGAAAGGAACAUCCCGGGGGCAUUGUGGGGCUACUGAGAAAUGCACAACCAAGUUUUCAACGAGUUAAACGUGGCUGGGUGUGGAACCAGUUCUUUGUCUUGGAGGAGUAUAUGGGGUCGGACCCUCAAUAUGUUGGCAAGCUACAUACAGAUCUGGACAAGGGUGACACUAUAGUGAAGUACACUCUCUCAGGAGAUGGAGCUGGCUCUAUUUUUACAAUCGACAAGACUACUGGGGACAUUCAUGCCUUAAGGAGACUUGACAGAGAAGAAAAGCCUUACUACACUUUACGUGCUCAGGCUGUAGAUACAGAGACUGGCAGGCCUCUAGAGCCUGAAUCAGAGUUUGUCAUCAAGGUUCAGGAUAUAAAUGACAAUGAGCCUAAGUUUUUGGAUGGUCCUUACACAGCUAGUGUACCAGAAAUGUCUCCAGUAGGAACUUAUGUGCAGAUAAGUGCUACAGAUGCUGAUGAUCCAACCUAUGGCAACAGUGCCAGAGUAGUAUACAGUAUUUUACAAGGACAACCUUACUUCUCAGUUGACCCUAAAACAGGAGUUAUAAGGACAGCUUUACCGAACAUGGAUAGAGAGGUGAAAGAGCAGUACCAGGUUCUCAUCCAGGCUAAGGAUAUGGGCGGACAAUUGGGAGGGUUAGCUGGGACAACCACUGUUAACAUUACUCUUGCUGAUGUCAAUGACAACCCACCCAGAUUUCCAAAAAGUAUCUUCCACCUUAGAGUGCCAGAGUCUUCUCGGGUGGGAUCAUCUGUUGGAAGAAUUAAAGCUCGUGACCCUGAUGCUGGUAAAAGCGCUGAGAUUGAGUACAGCAUAGUUCCAGGAGAUGGUGGAAACAUGUUUGACAUUACAACAAACGACCACACUCAAGAUGGAAUUCUUAUACUUAAAAAGCCAUUAGACUUUGAAACAAAAAAGGCAUAUACUUUCAAAGUGGAAGCCUCGAAUGCUCAUCUAGACCAUCGGUUUCAUGCCUUCGGACCAUAUAAAGACACAGCUACUGUCAAGAUUAAUAUUUUGGAUGUGGAUGAGCCUCCAGUAUUCACCAAACCUUCUUACACGAUGGAUGUGUAUGAAGACACCCCUGUUGGUAUUAUUAUAGGGGCAGUGACCGCUCAAGACCUGGAUGCUGGUAGCAGUCCUGUAAGGUAUUCUAUUGAUUGGAAGAGUGAUUUGGACAGUUAUUUUGAAAUUGAUCCAGUGGAAGGAACCAUCGCUACAAAGGAACUCUUGGACCGAGAGAACAUGGCACAGCACAAUAUAUCCAUUGUUGCAACUAAAGUUAAUAAUCCUGUGCUUUCCAACAAAGUUGCAGUCAUAGUCCAUGUCUUGGAUGUUAAUGAGUUUCCCCCGGAAUUUUCAAUAACGUAUGAGACUUUUGUAUGUGAAAAUUCUAAGACAAACCAGCUAAUUCAAACCGUCAGUGCGAAAGACAGAGAUCUGCCCCCUGCUGGUCAGAAAUUAUUUUUUAAAUUACCCCCAGAGGCCACUGCGAAACAAAAUUUUACAGUCUACGAUUACGGAAAUAACACAGCUGGGAUUCUAACCAAACAGAAUGGCUAUAGUCGUAGAAUGCAGGAGAUCUAUUUCCUGCCUGUUGUAAUAGAAGACAGCGGGUAUCCGGUCCAGAGCAGCACAAAUACUCUGACCAUUAGAGUCUGUGGAUGCGAUACUGAUGGCACCCUCUUAUCUUGCAAUGUUGAAGCAAUCUUCUUACCAGUGGGGCUCAGCACUGGGGCACUGAUAGCAAUCCUUCUAUGCAUCAUUAUACUCUUGGUGAUCGUGGUUCUCUAUGUUGCGCUCAGGAGACAAAAGAGGAAAGAGACGUUGAUGACCUCUAAGGAAGACAUCCGUGACAAUGUCAUACACUAUGAUGAUGAAGGUGGUGGAGAAGAAGAUACCCAUGCUUUUGACAUGGGCACCCUGAGGAACCCCAAAGUAAUUAAAGGCAACACGUUUCGAAGGGAUGUGAAACCAGAGACUGAGACCUGUCCCAAGCCACCUAUUUCCCAAGAAAGUGCAGACAUCAGAGAUUUCAUUCACCAGCGGCUGCAGGAGAAUGACGUUAAUUCCAGUGCACCACCAUACGACUCACUUGCAACAUAUGCCUAUGAAGGUGAUGGCUCUGUAGCGGAGUCUUUAAGCUCCAUUGAGUCACUGGCUGCUGAUGCUGAUGAGGGUUAUAAUUACCUCAGGGAGUGGGGGCCUCGAUUUAAAACCCUGGCAGGAAUAUUUGAAGAACAUGAGUCUCAUUUGGAAAAAACCGACACACUCUAAGUUUUUUUUUACAGGAGUAAGGGGUCUUUUUUGUGUAAAUCUACUGUUUAAGUUUGGGGCUUUAUUUAUUAUUAUCAAGUAAUUUUGGUUUGCUCUUCAAAGAAAACAUCUUGCAAAAUGUGGUACAGAAGACUCAAAGGAAAUAAGCCAGCCUUCCAAUUAAUAUUUACAGUUACGUCUCCUUCUAAGAGGUAGAUGAAAGAAAGACUUAGAAAGGAAGAUUGGCAAGGACUCUCUUUGGUAUUCUUAUAAAGUGCCUCAAGAUAACUAUUUUUGUUUCAAAUCUCCUGUUACAGUAAGAAAAACAACAAAGUUCGACAGAUUGAUCCUGCUAUAAGAAAUAGAAGGCAACUUAAUAAAAUGGAAGCCCUAAAACAAUGUUUGCUUGCGACAACAUUACUAAUGACAAAAAAUGUGGGGACAUGUAUGUGGCCCUAGUUUGUCCAAAGCUUUUGUUCAUUAUUUAUUUAUUUAUUUACAUAUUUAUGUAUUGAUUUAUUUACUACAAAUUCUACUUCCUCUUGAUGUUUUAUCAUGAACUACAUGCAACGGACAUGUCAGUCAUGAGGGGGUUGUUGUAACUUGUAAAAAAUGUUAGGGCUUAACGUUAAAUAUUAAUAUUCAAUUCCUGUAAUAAACACCUUUUUUUCUUAAAUAAAUAAAGCAGCAGUAAAAAA
This is a messenger RNA of Polyodon spathula (Mississippi paddlefish), 3452 nucleotides long. RefSeq names its product cadherin-12-like. Lineage: Eukaryota; Metazoa; Chordata; Actinopteri; Acipenseriformes; Polyodontidae. The transcript is spliced from 12 exons. Gene Ontology annotation, cellular component: adherens junction; catenin complex; plasma membrane. Gene Ontology annotation, molecular function: cadherin binding; calcium ion binding. Gene Ontology annotation, biological process: calcium-dependent cell-cell adhesion; homophilic cell-cell adhesion; adherens junction organization. The coding region runs from base 391 to 2775 and encodes 794 amino acids. The record is from RefSeq and is a predicted model, not a curated record.